CUUAUGACCCAUCAGUCUUGUUGCAAACGUGACACAUACAGUUUACAAUGCAAAACACUAUAAUUUUUGCCGCCAUUUUCGCGUGCGCAACGGCUGCGCCAGCGCUACUGCUGAGCCACGAUACGGAGCUAAUGCACACUGUUCCAUUAGCCAAAUCCACAAUCACGAAGAGCAGUCAAGCGGUUGAUCAUGGAAGCACUCUAAUCCAUACACCUGUUCUUCCUGUCGUUCACACUUCACUGGUACAUACUCCAGUAGUACCUGUAUCCAAAAGUACUGUUACGAAGAGUAGUCAAGUCGUAAACCAUGGUGGCACUGCAGUAGUUCACAGCGUAUCAGUGGUACCAUUGGCUGCACACGCUGUUCAACAAGACGCUAUAGUACAUGCUGCUCCAUCAAAAACGACCGUGACAAGAAGUAAUCAAUUUGUCAACCAUGGCAGCACGUUGAUCCACUCAAAUCUAAUUCCUGUGCAUACAGCCCCCGUUUUGACUCAGUCAGCACCGGUGCUUGUACACCCAACUCCACUGUUCCACUCAUCUCCAUUAUUGAGUCUGAAGACUGGAGACUCAGCAGUGUCCCAUCAUAGUUCGACUGUUCACGAGACAGUGCCGGUUGUAAAAUCAUUACCGUACGUCUCUUUGUACCACUGAACUUGUUGGUGUCUGUUAAAUUAUUCAUUAUGUUUAUUGUAUUGAUUGUUUUUAAUAAAUUUAUUUUUUGAAAUCUGUAAA
Messenger RNA from Galleria mellonella (greater wax moth), 734 nucleotides. RefSeq lists its product as uncharacterized. The transcript has 2 exons. The record is from RefSeq and is a predicted model, not a curated record. The coding region runs from base 48 to 653 and encodes 201 amino acids. Lineage: Eukaryota; Metazoa; Arthropoda; Insecta; Lepidoptera; Pyralidae.